Molecule: messenger RNA, 987 nt
Organism: Mycena indigotica
Lineage: Eukaryota; Fungi; Basidiomycota; Agaricomycetes; Agaricales; Mycenaceae
Exons: 7
Coding region: 1-987 (328 amino acids)
Source: RefSeq, a predicted model, not a curated record
AUGCAUUUCCUAGUAACCGCUCGCUACCUCGUUUUUGCGGCCUUCAUUAUCUGUAAUGCUAUCUUGGCCUCUGCGGCGGUUUGGAAUCAGAGCUUGGUGCCUUCUUCAGCCCGAAUAUCACAUCUCGACAUCUACUUGACGACAGUGGGGGCUCUGGGAUUGUUUUUAACUUUCUCAAUAAUCUUCGUUGAGUUGAUUAGAAAAAAUGCGCCAACAUCUCGAGUUUACUUCGAGAUAACUUGGUGCAUGGUGUUUUUCGUGAUGGAUCUAGCCGCCGCCGCCGCCCUGACGGCAGUGGGUCCAGCGGACAUGUGCUCAAAUGGAGAGACGCAUCCCGUCGGCGGCUGUACCUCGGUCAGGGUUUUAUUGGGCUUCACUUGGCUUUGCACUUUCAUUUUACUAAUCUAUUUGGUGCUUCUACUCUUACUCACUUAUAUCAACCGCAACAACGAGUCUAUUCCCAAGAUCUGGCAGUGCCCCAUCCACAACUUUCCCCCGCUGAAUUUGUCACGGCCACCUUCGAUCACCUUGCCUCGUUUUACACCAAAUGAAAUGGCACAAGCUGUAGUUGUUACCCCUCGAAGACCUCCCACUGCCCCGGGGCUCCAAUCUUUUGGACUUGAUGCACAAUACCAAAUUGAACACUUUCAUCCACCAGAAUCGCCUCCGAGUUCUCCCGUCAGCCCUGUUGCAUCACCCGCAGAUCCUCUCCAUCGGAACCCAAGCUCUGCAGGCAAUGCCCAAGCUGCCGUUGCGCUAUACCCACGUUUCAUUAGCUCAGCAUAUGUACCAUCAGACCCUCCUCAACCUAUCGGACCCAGAGCACAAUCACCCCCACCAUUGGGUGACUGGCCCCGUACUCAUCCACCUCUCCGUAUAAAACGGAAACCCGUGGAUAGAGCGGUGUCCCCUACUCGACCAAUCGGACCCAGGACAAGGUCGCGUCCUUUACCGCCAGAUCCCAACCGAGAGCAAGAGAAUUUGUAA